CAGUAUCAAAAUAAAGAACUACUACAAAGUAAACGUGUGUUGUGAUUUGAAUGCACGCCAUCCGUAUAUAAUUACGGUAUAAGUUAAUAAUACAUUAGAAAAAAAGAAAUGAUCGUAAAAUAUACUAAUAUUAGUUUGUAAUAUAUAAAUAUAUUGUCUGGCGCACAAUUGAAUUAAUAUUUAAAAAACAAUAUGUGAAAAUAUAAAGAGAAGUGAAUGACUAUAGUAAAAGGAUAACUUGGCUUGAUGUGAAAGAUGAUUGGUCGAAAAGAUAUCACAAACUUAGAGUUGGCAGAAGAUUCAAGUAUUAAUAAUCUUAUUGCUAAAUUAUGUGAAAAUAUUGUUAAUGAUUCAUUCAACAGAAAACAUACUUGCCAUCAAUACAAAUGUUUCAACCAUCUUAUACAGCAAGAAAAAAUAACAAAGCACUUGAAAAGAAAAGCAUAUGAAAUUUUGCUGAAAUUUUCGAAAAUAGAUGUGUCUACAAGUUUGGAACCUUUGGAUUUGUCACCUAUUGAUUAUAUUUUGGCAGAUAUUUAUAAUCUCAGAAUUACAAGACAGUUUGAUAAAGCAAAUCAAUUAGAAACACUCUUAAACAGGUUAAAAGACAAUGACAAUAUUACCCCAGAAGAUGAAGGAUUUAAUGAAACAGAUUCACCCUUAAGUUUUCACUCUGGAUUAUCUUGUUACAAUGAUAUCUGGGAGAUUGCUCUUAAGUCGGAUCAGAGAGAUUAUUUCUCUUGGGAAACUGAACAAAUGAUGUUUACUGUUAAAGCUGGGAUCCAUUUAGCUGGUUUGACUCCAGGUUGUACUGCUAAACUUUUAGAAAGAUUUGUUGAUAGUGGUACCGAGUACUGUCGAUUAGAAAAAUUUGCAACUGAAAUUAGUUCAAAUGUAUGCUACAAUAAAGGUUUAGUAAUGCAGGCUUUUAAAGGAGGAUUACAACAAUAUCUUCAUUAUUAUCAAGCUAUGGUACUUUAUUUAUCACAAUAUGACUUUACUGUAUUACAAUUAGAUCAAACUUUUGGAAAACUCUUCAGACAGUUAAGCUAUAUUGCAAAACUGUGCAAAUGUUCAAGCUCAUCUAAUGUUAAUUCACAAAUCUUUUUUCCUCAGAAAUUAAAUAUAUUAUCAGAAGAUGAAGGAUUUAAUGAAACAGAUUCACCCUUAAGUUUUCACUCUGGAUUAUCUUGUUACAAUGAUAUCUGGGAGAUUGCUCUUAAGUCGGAUCAGAGAGAUUAUUUCUCUUGGGAAACUGUUGGAUGUUCAAAUAUUAUGAAAGAAAAAGCAUUUAUUACUGAAGCAGGACCAAGGGCAACUGAAAUGAUUCACCAAGUUCAUCUUUAUGAAUUAUAUCUAAUGGAUCCUACUUUUUCAGUUGUUCCCACUAUCACAGUGACACACAAAUCUUUAAUCAGAGAUGUUUUUUACUUGUUAAUUGGGGUUCCAUCAAAAACAUUUCUUUACAUGAAGGAACAAAUGAUGUUUACUGUUAAAGCUGGGAUCCAUUUAGCUGGUUUGACUCCAGGUUGUACUGCUAAACUUUUAGAAAGAUUUGUUGAUAGUGGUACCGAGUACUGUCGAUUAGAAAAAUUUGCAACUGAAAUUAGUUCAAAUGUAUGCUACAAUAAAGGUUUAGUAAUGCAGGCUUUUAAAGGAGGAUUACAACAAUAUCUUCAUUAUUAUCAAGCUAUGGUACUUUAUUUAUCACAAUAUGACUUUACUGUAUUACAAUUAGAUCAAACUUUUGGAAAACUCUUCAGACAGUUAAGCUAUAUUGCAAAACUGUGCAAAUGUUCAAGCUCAUCUAAUGUUAAUUCACAAAUCUUUUUUCCUCAGGUUCCAUAUAUCUUAAAUCAGUGUCAAGGUUUAGUAAUGCAGGCUUUUAAAGGAGGAUUACAACAAUAUCUUCAUUAUUAUCAAGCUAUGGUACUUUAUUUAUCACAAUAUGACUUUACUGUAUUACAAUUAGAUCAAACUUUUGGAAAACUCUUCAGACAGUUAAGCUAUAUUGCAAAACUGUGCAAAUGUUCAAGCUCAUCUAAUGUUAAUUCACAAAUCUUUUUUCCUCAGGUAUUUUGUUUUGUAGGUUUAGUAAUGCAGGCUUUUAAAGGAGGAUUACAACAAUAUCUUCAUUAUUAUCAAGCUAUGGUACUUUAUUUAUCACAAUAUGACUUUACUGUAUUACAAUUAGAUCAAACUUUUGGAAAACUCUUCAGACAGUUAAGCUAUAUUGCAAAACUGUGCAAAUGUUCAAGCUCAUCUAAUGUUAAUUCACAAAUCUUUUUUCCUCAGGGACUAGAUUUAUUAUCAUAUCUUUAUCAACAUGCUUAUGAAUCUUGGGGGCAAGAACAUGGUGUUGUGGUGGUAUUUCUUCUUAAAUCUGCAUGCACACCUUACUUAAGAUAUUUAACUCAAUGGAUGUUUGAAGGUGUUUGUAAUGAUCCAUAUAAUGAAUUUCAUAUUGAAGUUAAUGAUAUGUAUAUAAAUACUCGAGAUGAAAUGUAUUGGACAAAGAGAUUUAUUUGGAAGGUUCCAGAUGCUUCAACUGAUAGCAUUCCAUUAUUCUUGACAGAUAUAGCAAAGCAUAUAUUUAUUUGUGGAAAAUCUCUUAAUUUAUUAAAAUUAUGCUGUUCACAGCAUCACAUGUGUCAUACGCAAGAAUUUGCUCCAACUUUAAUAUUAUCUACUUCUAACGAAAUGGCUGAACAUAACAAGAAGUUAAGUGAAGAAUAUAAAAUGAAAAUGAUAAAGAUAUUUGAAGAAGAAAAACAAACAAAACAAAAAAUAGCUGCAUUAAAAGAACAAGAUCGGUUGAAGAUUUUAAACAAAUGCCAUCAAAGAAUUAAACAAUAUACAGAAAAAAUUAAAAGAAGUCAAGAGGAAUUUCUAAAAGAACAACUAGAAAAGAAACAACAACAAAUGAGAGAUAUACGAAGUCAAAUUGAAGACAAAGAGGCAAGACAAAUUCUAGAAAAAGAGAAAUUAAAAGAAAAGGAAGAAAGAUUACUUGACAAUAAUGAAAAUGAACAAGCAGAAAUUGCUAGGGAGGAUAUGAUUCCAGAAAAUCAAAAAUUAACAAAUGAUGCUACAUAUAAGAAAAAUUUAACAGAAUGGAGUACAAAGAGAUGGAAAUUGCAACCUGAAAGAAUUGAUAAUUUAUUAAAAUUAGAAAAUCAGGAAAGAAGCUUAUCAACAGAAAAAAAUAAGGAUAAAGUAGAAACUUCAAAGUCAGAUAUUUCUCCAAAAGUUAAAUUGAAUUCAGAUCAAGAAUUAAGUCUAAGUAAAACUGUAGAAAAUGAAGUAUGUAAUGAAAGCAAUGACAUUCAGAAUACAAAUGAAACUUCAGCAAAAGACUGUGAGGAUAAAAUAAAUAAUCCUGCUUGUUUCAGUCCUGUAAAAUUAGAAAAAGCAAAUAAUGAAUUAAAAAAUCAAACCAAGGAAUUAUUAAAAGAUAAUAAUGAAUCUUAUGAUGAAGAUUUAUCAAAUAAUAAUCAUGUACAAUCUUCAAAAGAAACAAAUGCUUUUGAUACUAAAAGUGAUCCAGAUUUCUGGAAAACAGCUCUGCGGGAAAAUACUACAAAUGCUGUUCUUAAAUUUCGAGGAAAGAACAUUCAUGGACAUUCUUCAGAUUCUGUAAUCCAAAAUAUCAUCUAUAAUAAGACAAUGCAAGAUGAAUCAACAAAGCAAGCAGAAAAGAAUGAAAAAAAAGAAAAUGUUAUCCUUGAUGAUCAUCAGUUACUAGAAAAAACUGUUUAUGAAAUCCCAGAAAAGUUACAUUCAUACAAAAAGGACUUUGAUAUGUUUGAUAAAACACCAAUGUUUGACAUACUGAUGAAUAUUCCUAAAACAAAAAACAGCAAAAUCAAUGAAUGCAAGGACGACGAAAAAUCCACUCAAUACAUUCCGUUACCAGUUCUGUUAAACCGGUCGAUUCUUCCUCUUAUUCAAACACAAAUUCAUUUGGUAAAUAAGAGCGUGGUUGAUUUCUUCACCACCGACCUCCGCAUUAACGAUCACUUUAAAGCUCUUCGAAAUUACUAUUUCUUUCAAGACGGCGAAUUUGGACAAAUGCUCAGUCAACUCCUUUUCGAUAAGAUAGCGCAAUGUAAUGCUCCAGCAGAAUUGCUGAAUCCACCCACACUUAACUCGAUCUUGGCCAGAGCGAUUGCUUCAACCAUUCACGCAGAUAAUCCUCUGGCCGAAAAUCUUAGUUUUGCAGUGAAAUUUAUACCCGUGGUGUUCCCUCACAAUGCGUCCAGCAUUUUAAAUUGUCUCGAACUUAGAUAUAAGGUAUCGUGGCCAUUAAAUAUUGUCAUUACGGACAAAUGCAUCGAUCAGUAUAAUCUUCUCUUUGGAUUAUUGCUUCAAGUAAAACGAAUGCUAUGGUUACUUAACGAUAUAUGGUAUCAUUUAAAAACUGUUGAAAGGGAACGUAACGUACGGAGCUCGUUGCAGUGUCGACAGCUACAAUUAUACAGACACGAAAUGCAGCAUUUCGCACGCGUAAUGCAAUCGUACAUCGCCAGUCAAGUGUUACAAGUGACGUGGAAUAGUUUCCAGAGCGUGCUGCAAAAUAAAGUCUUCAACCUGGACCAACUGAGAGACGUUCACAUUUCUUACCUUAAAAAGGCGGGUUUCAGGUGUCUGUUGUCGAAGAAAGCGGCGCCCGUCAUGAAGAUCAUCCAAGACAUUUUCAACAUCGUAACCAAAUUCCGUUGCCAGCUUUUCACCGCUUCCUGGCAGUUGAAUGGGCAAACCAAACAAAUGGAACAUCCUUCCUAUCCUCUUCUGGUCACGUCGUAUAAAAUUUUUAAAGAGUAUUCUUCCUUUUUGUACAGAGUGCUGAAGAAAUUGGUAGCAAAAGGAUACCAACCCCACUUGCAAGAAUUCUUGGCAACGUUCGACGUUAACCAUUACCACGAGAGAACCGCUAGGACGGGCGACGGCCAAGAUCCGUCGUAUACGUAAAUAAAAGGCAUUAAGUAAUGUUUGUACUUUUUAUUUCGAGAGUACAAGUAAACGUGACAGUUUCUCUAUAAUACAAAAACUCUAUGAAUGUCGAUUGCACUGAUAAAACAUAACUACAAACAAUGUCGUCAUAUAUAUAUAUAUAAUAGAAAACAAUUAUACUAUACAGAAUAUCAUUUUAUCAAAGGAAGAUUA
This is a messenger RNA of Centruroides sculpturatus (bark scorpion), 5166 nucleotides long. RefSeq names its product gamma-tubulin complex component 6-like (gene Grip163). Gene Ontology annotation, molecular function: microtubule minus-end binding; gamma-tubulin binding. Gene Ontology annotation, cellular component: centrosome; gamma-tubulin complex; equatorial microtubule organizing center. Gene Ontology annotation, biological process: cytoplasmic microtubule organization; meiotic cell cycle; microtubule nucleation. The transcript has 33 exons. The coding region runs from base 256 to 4971 and encodes 1571 amino acids. Lineage: Eukaryota; Metazoa; Arthropoda; Arachnida; Scorpiones; Buthidae. The record is from RefSeq and is a predicted model, not a curated record.